CUUUCAUCUAUGUCUGAAGGGAAAUUGGUCGUGAACUGGCGAGGGCCUACAGACCUGAUGAGUCAGCAGCCCUGCAAGUGCCGAGAUUCGCGCCUGUGACGGGGACCACCUUUUCUUCUCCGAUUUGCGGCACCUGCACCAAGUUCCUGGCUGCUGCAUUCUCCAUAUCGCAUGUGUUCAUACGCCCCUCGGUUCCUUUCCGGCGAUUACUGAGUUCUGAUUUAUACCGAUGGACCUCGAGUACCGGGGUAUACUGGCACAGAAUGGAUACCCUCCGCAUGCAAGCCUGACGGCACCUCCCGGCUCCCCUAGCGACCUUCGGAACAACCCUAGACUUCCGCGCCCACUGACGGGCUUUGACUUCUCAGUCAGGUCUUCGGAGCCCGGAGACAUGGAGAAGACCCCGCCUGUUACGGGGAAGCGGCGGGGCGGGUGUCGGAAGGCGUGUAACGAGUGUAAACAGCAAAAGCUGCGAUGUGAUAUCGUUCAGACACCCGCGGACGCCUGCUCGCGUUGUCGGCGACUUAACAUAGAAUGCAAGGUCGAGCCGUCCUUCAAGCGCAUCUCAAAGAGAAAGCGCAAUGCUGAGAUGGAGCGCGAGAUUGCGGCUCUCCGCCAGCGGCUUUCCAGCGAAGGCAGCCAUGCCCAUGUUCCUGAGAAUAGAGCCAGUACCAAGGUGUCCCAGUCCCCUGAGGGCAUCUGCUACGGCCCUGAUACUGCGAAUACAUUGGCCACACCCUUGACUAUGCACAGCGAAGGGUCCAUGCUGUCUCAGGACGACGGUGUCUGGAGACUGGAAGAUGUCUCCCUGUCCAGGCAAAGGGUAGCUAGGCUGUUUGACCACGUACCGCAAGAUUACCGUGUUGUCAAGGCCUUAUGUCUUCUUUGCACUUGGCCGCUCCCUACCACCAGCCAGAGGACAGACGCUACGUUCAUGCUUUGCGGAUUGAUGAUGCAAAUUUCCAUGCAGCUUGGGCUUCAUCGUCCUGUUCAGGCUGAAGAAUUUACGACAUUCAGGAUGGAAGGACAUGGAGAAGCCGUAAAGGAUCGGCUGCAGACAUGGGUGAUAUGCAAUAUUGUAGCACAAAAUGUCGCCACGGGAUAUGGGCAACCCCCAGGAACAAUAUACGAUUGGGCGCUCGAACCUGCAUCUCUUCGAGAUGCUGAUUAUCAUCCUUCAGAGGAUCUACGAACACGCUUACUUAUUGAGAAGUUCUGUGAUCGAGUAACAAAAUCUCUCUACAGUAGUAGACCAGACCCUGCCGAGUUCAUCAGUUCCGAAAAGCUUUUGAUCGCGCAGCUUCUGGAAAAUGAGCUCCGUGAAAUGGAGCUUGGAUUCGGCAGGGAUAUUUCCUGCUCUAAUGCCCGAAGCGACGAUUUGACGAAGCUUUUUAUCGCUACCACAUCAUUCCUCGGUCGAGUACUAGACCUCGAAACCUCCCCGGGGGAGCUCAUUGGGCAUGCAACGAAUUACAUUCUUCAGAUGAUCGUUUCAGCAGCUUUUGCGCUCAUGAAAUUAUUGAAAAGCGACUUCCGACGACACAUUGACUUUGAACACGGAAAAUUAUUAUUUAAUGGGGCAAUCUCAGCCCUAAGGAGGAUCAGUGUGAUGGAUCACGACCGUCCUGUUCGACUUGCGGAUAUUCUAGCCCAAAUGUGGAACGCCGGUACUCCUGAGGAUGCCGGGGAGGAUACAUUGCUCCUCAAGGUGCGAUGCCGCAUGAGUAUGAGCCACGUUUACGACACAGUUUGGCGCUGGCGGCAUCGUUUCCGGCCCUUGAAGAGCACCGAAGAUACACAGGCCGCGGCUUCUAAUCCGAACGUCUCGACGGCGACAAUUCCUAGGCCAUCAGACGGGUCCCUAGAGGAUCCUGACUUGAUGUAUUCGCCAAACUUCGACCAGGAUGGGGCAUUCUUCAAUGAAGCAGGAUUCUCUGAAGUAUUCGACUCCCUCAAUUGGGUCUUCGAUGGGUUCCCUGAUACAUUUCCGGCCCCACCAGCUAUAUAG
Aspergillus nidulans FGSC A4 is the source of this 2008-nucleotide messenger RNA. RefSeq names its product transcription factor domain-containing protein. Gene Ontology annotation, biological process: regulation of DNA-templated transcription; DNA-templated transcription; regulation of transcription by RNA polymerase II. The coding region runs from base 230 to 2008 and encodes 592 amino acids. The transcript is spliced from 7 exons. Gene Ontology annotation, cellular component: nucleus. Gene Ontology annotation, molecular function: DNA-binding transcription factor activity; DNA-binding transcription factor activity, RNA polymerase II-specific; zinc ion binding. NCBI's taxonomy places the organism in Eukaryota, Fungi, Ascomycota, Eurotiomycetes, Eurotiales, Aspergillaceae. The record is from RefSeq and is a predicted model, not a curated record.